CAGCCCGGGGCCACCGCGCCGAGCCCGGGCGGGAGUGGCCCCGCGCAAGCGGGGAGCGGCGCUGCGCAGUCCAGCCCGGCGGGCACCUCGGGGGCGGGCGCGGGGCGCAGCCUUCUGGUCCCAGCAGCUCUGACAAGCGCCCCCAGGCAUCUCGGGGGCUGCGGGGCGCGGGGUGGGCGCGGACGCGGGCGCUGGGCUCGUGCGGGGCCCCGGACGUCGCGAUGAACAUCGUGGUGGAGUUCUUCGUGGUCACUUUUAAAGUGCUCUGGGCGUUCGUGCUGGCCGCGGCGCGCUGGCUGGUGCGGCCCAAGGAAAAGAGCGUGGCCGGCCAGGUGUGCCUCAUUACGGGCGCCGGCAGCGGCCUGGGCCGCCUCUUCGCGCUCGAGUUCGCCCGGCGCCGGGCCCUGCUGGUGCUCUGGGACAUCAACACUCAGAGCAACGAGGAGACGGCGGGCAUGGUGCGCCACAUCUACCGCGACCUGGAGGCGGCGGACGCCGCGGCGCUGCAAGCUGGGAAUGGUGAGGAAGAAAUUCUGCCCCACUGUAACCUGCAGGUUUUUACCUACACCUGUGAUGUGGGAAAGAGGGAGAAUGUCUACCUGACAGCGGAGAGGGUCCGCAAGGAGGUUGGCGAGGUCUCAGUCCUGGUCAAUAAUGCUGGUGUGGUCUCUGGGCAUCACCUUCUGGAAUGUCCUGAUGAGCUCAUUGAGAGAACCAUGAUGGUCAAUUGCCACGCACACUUCUGGACCACUAAGGCUUUUCUUCCUACCAUGCUGGAGAUUAAUCAUGGUCAUAUUGUGACAGUUGCAAGUUCCUUGGGAUUGUUCAGUACUGCUGGAGUUGAGGAUUACUGCGCCAGUAAAUUUGGAGUCGUGGGUUUUCAUGAAUCCCUGAGCCACGAGCUAAAGGCCGCGGAGAAGGAUGGAAUUAAAACCACGCUGGUUUGCCCCUACCUUGUGGACACUGGCAUGUUCAGGGGCUGCCGAAUCAGGAAAGAAAUUGAGCCUUUCCUGCCCCCUCUGAAGCCCGAUUACUGCGUGAAGCAGGCUAUGAAGGCCAUCCUCACGGACCAGCCCAUGAUCUGCACCCCCCGCCUCAUGUACAUCGUGACUUUCAUGAAGAGCAUCCUCCCUUUCGAAGCAGUUGUGUGUAUGUAUCGGUUCCUAGGAGCGGACAAGUGUAUGUACCCCUUUAUCGCGCAGAGAAAACAAGCCACAAACAAUAACGAAGCAAAAAACGGAAUCUAAGGAUCUUUUUUGUAUGGAAUAUCAUUUCUACCAGAAGACGAUCAAGAUAUCUCGGUCCGACCCACAUCAGCAUGAUUGAUACUCUCUGGAUUCUAAAUCCGCAUUGACUUUUUUUGUUUUUUUAAAAUCAACUUUUUAAAAAAAUAAAGUGUAAAUUUACCGACUAGAGUGCUUGGAAAAUGUGAUCAGCGUAAGUGAGCUUAAGUUGUUGCCAGCGGGGUCCUUUUCAGGCAGAACCCUAAAACCAGUCUUAUCUUUUAGACAAGCGCUGUGUGAUGUCUCCAGGCUACCGUUAUUUUUUCUGAAUGAGCAGGGAGUCUCGAGAUGAUAACAGUGUGUUUCAUGUGUGUGGUUUUUCUUAAUUCCCAUAGAGUUUAUUAAUUCUUGUAAUUAAUCUCUAGCCAAUUGACACCCUUGCAACUUCAAGGACUGAUAGUGCUAUAUUUUCUCACGUUUUCGAAGUUUCAGUUUUGCAAAGCCUGUGUGGCUCUUUCAUUGUGUUUGUAUGUACAGCUUUUUUAAAAUGGCAUUUUGAAAUCUCUAUCCAUUGCAAGUAGAUGAUGAUGUCUGAUUGUUACAGUAAAGGUGAUCAGGUCUCUUUGUGAAAGUCAUAACGACUAGAGUGUUGGUCGAAUUUUAAAAUGAGUCUCUGAGAUCUUUCCUUGAGUAUCUAUUCCCCUGGAGACCUAUUUAUCCAAAAAAAGAUCAUACAUUUUCUACCUAUGAAUUUUGCUGCAUACAGAAAGUGCCCUUUCCUCAGGAAGUUGCUGUGUUUCAUUUCUUUGGAUGGACUUUGAUCUAGAAUACAUAGCAGCUCUACAAAGAAACAGUUUCUAAAAAUGGGAACUUCUGCAUUUAAAAACGUCCCCAUUUUUGUGCCAACUAUGAUUAGCAAGGGGGAAAAAAUCGUAUACUAUGGAGUACAUAUGGAAGGGUGUAAAGAUUCUUUUGAAAGUUUUAUUCACAUUGUAGAACAGCAAAUGACAUUUUUACAGUAUUUUUUUGUAAAGCAAACUAUUUUGUGCCUUGAAUUUGGUAAAUGUGUAUUAGUGAAACAUUGUAAAAGUGAACUUCUACCUCUGUAUCUAAAUGUAUACCAUCCACUUGUAAAUUACUAUAAACUAUUACGUGAUUGCUUUUUUUUUUUUAGAAUGUCCUGUUUAAAUAGUGACCAAUGUUUUAGGCUAUUAAAAUAAGCCAUCUUUUACUAAUUAAUUGGGAAAUUUUAUAAAGGACUGAUUAAAUUUAAAGAAAACUUACUUACAAAUGACUGCGUGAUUAUUAGUUAUCAGCAGUGUCGCAGGGACACUGUGUUCUUUUUUCUCUCCAUGCCACAUCACACCUCGAAGAGAAAUGUUUGAACGGGAUAGUGUUCAGGAACAGACAUUGAUAGCUUUGGUUGCCCUACACUCAAAUUUCCAAUGUUACCAUCUUCUUAGAUUAGAGACUUUAUCGGGAGCUUGUUGAUAGUGAAAGUGGGAGGAUGGAAAGAAUCCCAUUACCUGUGUGUUGUCUGGCUGCACCACAGCUCAAAUCUGCACUGUACCCACAUACAGGAUACUGCUGGCUCACUGCUAGUGUCCCCAACACCGGUCUUAAGGAGCAGCUUCGUGCUGUGUUUGAAUUUCUUUUUAUAAAUGACAACUAAACCUGAAGCCAUUAUAACACUGGAGGCACCGGCUGCCUCUUAUUUUCCAUUUUGGAUUUUAAGAACAGUUGACCCAUGAACAACACGGGGGUUAGAGCCCCGACUUCCGUGUAGUCAAAAAUCCACGUGUGACUUAUAGUCAGCCCUCCGUAUCCGUGGUUCCUCCUUAACCGCAAUUCCCCAUCUGCUGAUUCAACCAACCUUGGAUUGUGUAGUACUGUAGUAUUUACUACUGAAAAAAAUUCAUGUAUACGUGGACCUGUGCAUUUCAAACCUGUGUUGUUCAAGGGUCAACUGUACUUUGAAGUAACCUCAUAACAAUGUGGGGUGGAGACUUAUUUUCAGGGGUUCUCUGGGUCUGCCCAUCAGUAAACCCCUAGCACCCUCCAACCAUCCUACAGAGAUCUGUUCUACUUUAAC
Mesoplodon densirostris (Blainville's beaked whale) is the source of this 3315-nucleotide messenger RNA. It is a transcript of the gene RDH10, whose product is annotated as retinol dehydrogenase 10. Gene Ontology annotation, cellular component: lipid droplet. The coding region runs from base 222 to 1247 and encodes 341 amino acids. The transcript has 6 exons. The record is from RefSeq and is a predicted model, not a curated record. Gene Ontology annotation, molecular function: oxidoreductase activity, acting on the CH-OH group of donors, NAD or NADP as acceptor. NCBI's taxonomy places the organism in Eukaryota, Metazoa, Chordata, Mammalia, Artiodactyla, Ziphiidae.